AAAACGCGAAGGCCAACAACGCUCUCCCUGAAUUCUCUGGAGGGCAAUUCCGUCAUUUGAAUAUUUCGGUAGUAAAAGGUCCUUUUUAAGACAAAGAAAAUAAAUAAAUAUUUGCACAAACGCUGAAAGGCAACAACAUUUGUGGUUCUGCCUGCAAAUUUUCUUCCCUCAAUCUAAAUUCCUCAGGUGGUGUUCCUGUUCCCCAAAGCACCCCUGAGAUUCAUUGCGGAAAGCUUGAAAACAAAAUAAAUAAAAGUUUCCAGUCUUAGAUUUCUUUUCGGUUUUUUCUUCUUUUCAUCUUCCAAUGGCGUCCGAUGCCUUCACCGACAAGAACAUUGUCUUCAGGAAACUCAAGGCCAAGUCUGAAAAUAAGAUGUGUUUCGAUUGCAAUGCGAAGAACCCUACCUGGGCGUCCGUCACGUAUGGGAUCUUCCUCUGCAUCGAUUGCUCCGCCGUUCACCGCAGUCUCGGCGUGCACAUCAGCUUCGUGAGGUCUACAAAUUUAGACUCAUGGAGUCCUGAGCAACUAAAGAUGAUGAGCUUUGGAGGAAACAAUCGUGCACAGGUUUUCUUUAAGCAACAUGGUUGGACUGAUGGUGGCAAAAUAGAGGCUAAGUACACAUCCAGAGCUGCGGACUUGUAUAGGCAACUUCUUUCUAAGGAAGUGGCUAAAAGUAUGGCUGAGGAAGGAGGCUUGCCUUCAUCACCUGUUGCUUCUCAGUCUUCCCAGGGUAUUAAUGGGCUUCAUGAAAUCACUGAAAUCAGGACCAAUGAAGUUCCAAAAGAAAACAUUCUGGAGAAGCCUGAAAAGCCCGAGGCCACCUCUUCACCUAGGGCUUCUCACUCAGUAAUUUCAAGUACUGUCAAGAAACCUAUUGGUGGUAAAAAAGCUGGGAAGAGUGGGGGGCUUGGUGCUCGGAAACUCACUAAAAAGACAAGUGAUUCUAUCUAUGAGCAGAAGCCUGAGGAAACCCCUGCUCCUGUUCCAUCCUCAACAAAUAUGCCUGCUGGACCAUCUCUGACAUCUCGGUUUGAGUAUGUAGAAAAUGUCCAAUCCUCUGAGUUGAAUACUGGAGGUUCAUCCGUGAUGAGUCAUGUGUCUCCACCAAAGUCAUCAAGCUUUUUUGCAGACUUUGGAAUGGAUGGUGGCUUUCCAAAGAAAUCUGGCCCAAUCUCCUCCAAAGUGCAAAUUCAGGAAUCUGAUGAGGCAAGAAGGAAGUUUUCAAAUGCUAAAUCUAUUUCAUCAUCCCAAUUUUUUGGAGAUCAGACCAAAGCUGCAGAUUUGGAUUCUCAAGCUACUUUGUCUAAGUUUUCGGGUUCGACUGCCAUCUCCAGUGCCGAUCUUUUUGGUGACUCAAGAGACAACGCCAUUGAUCUUUCUGCCAGUGAUCUCAUCAAUCGAUUAUCUUUUCAGGCACAACAGGACCUCUCAUCCCUUAAGAACAUUGCAGGAGAGACUGGAAAGAAGAUCAGCACAUUAGCCUCCACAUUGAUGACUGAUCUUCAGGACCGAAUCCUCUAAAGUGUAUGCCUGUGUAUUUAAGAGAAUCUUUGGAGUUUGUUACAUAUGCCACCCAAUUAUGUUUCAAAUGUAAUAGAAGAGUUAAAUACACAAUUCUUUGAGGAAAAUAAGAUACUAUAUUUUCAGGCUUGUCAUAUAGACUGGUUUAUUUUGUAUAACAGGUACUGCAUAGAUGUUCUGCUAAUGUUUUAGAUCUCUGUUUGUGUUGGGUUAGUCGAUACGAGUUUGUUAUGAACUCUUUCAGGUUUCUGUCAUCUUCAAUCAGUGAAACAGUUUUCCUGUCCAUUAUUAACCCGGAUUACCAUUACCUUUACCUUAUGUAUGCACGAGGAGUUUUUAAAUUUCAA
Messenger RNA from Vigna radiata var. radiata (mung bean), 1869 nucleotides. RefSeq names its product probable ADP-ribosylation factor GTPase-activating protein AGD8. The transcript is spliced from 7 exons. Gene Ontology annotation, biological process: COPI coating of Golgi vesicle. The record is from RefSeq and is a predicted model, not a curated record. Gene Ontology annotation, molecular function: GTPase activator activity. Lineage: Eukaryota; Viridiplantae; Streptophyta; Magnoliopsida; Fabales; Fabaceae. The coding region runs from base 305 to 1522 and encodes 405 amino acids.